Molecule: messenger RNA, 3967 nt
Organism: Porites evermanni
Lineage: Eukaryota; Metazoa; Cnidaria; Anthozoa; Scleractinia; Poritidae
Source: the annotation of a GenBank genome assembly
AUGCCAGACCAAGUCCCUGUUGUUCCUGCGGAUGGGGCUGUUGCAGCGGCCGUUUACCCUCCAGUUGUCGCGCCUCCGGCUCUGGCCGACGCUGCUGGUGACAACAAUACACAGAAUGCUAAUGACAACGUGGUUCCUCUGCCCCAACCUGCGGCUCAGGAGGUUAGUGUUUUCUCUUUUCCUUGUAUUCGUUUUCCUUCCCAGGUUUUUUGGGCUAGGCAUUGUUGGUCUUUUAGCUUGGUUCUCACUUGUGUUAUUAGUUUUAUUUUUUUUUGUUUGUGCUACUAUUUUAUUUUCGUGUCUGUGUUACAACUUUAGUUUUGGCGUCUGUGUACAAAUUUACUUUUUGCAUCUGUGUACAACUUUAGUUUUCGCAUCUGUGUUACCAAUUUAGUUUUCGCAUCUCUGUUUCAACUUAGUUUUCCGUCUGUGUGACAACUUAAGUUUCCUGUCUGUGUGGUAAGUCUGUGACAUAUUUUCGCGUCUGUGUGACAAAUUUAGUUUUCCGUCUGUGUGACAAGUCUGUGUGGCAAAUUUAGUUUUCACGUCUGUGUGACAAAUUUAGCUUUCACAUCUGUGUUAUAACUUUAGUUUUCCGUCUGUUAAAAGUCUGUGUGACAAAUUUAGUUUUCGCAUCUGUGUGACAAAUUUGUUUUCCAUCUGUGUGACAAGUUUGGGUUUUGCGUCUGUGUGACACAUUUAGUUUUUCACAUCCGUGUGACAACUUAAGUUUUCCGUCCGUGUGACAACUUAAGUUUUCCGUCUGUGUGACAAAUUUAGUUUUUGCAUCUGUAUGACAAGUUUAGUUUUCUGUCUGUGUUACAAGUUUGGGUUUCGCGUCUGUGACAGCUUUAGUUUUCGCGUCUCUGUAACAACUUUAGUUUUCCGUGUGGGUGAAAAGCGUUUCGCGUCUGUGUCAACUUUGGUCUCCGGUCCGUGCGACAAGUCCGUGUGACAAGUUUAGUUUUUCCCAUCUGUGUUACAAAUUUAGUUUUCCAGUCAGUGUGACAAGUUUAGUUUUCGCGUCUGUAUGCAAAUUUUGUUCUCUCCUCUGUGUUACAAACUUAGUUUUCUCGUCUGUGUGACGAAUUUAGUUUUCUCAUCUGUGUGAAAAAUUAAGCUUUCUCGUCUGUGUGACAAGUUUAGCUUUCUCGUCCGGGUUACAAGUUUAGUUUUUCGCACCUGUCUGGCAGAUUUUAGUUUUCACGCCUGUGUGACUAAUUUAGUUUUCUCGUCUGUGUUACAAAUGUAGUUUUCGUGUCUGUGUGACAAGAUUGGUUUUCACGUCUGUGUGACAAAUUUAUUCUUUUCGUCUGUGUGACAAACUUAGUUUUCUCGCCUGUGCGUCAGGUUUAACUUUCGCGUCUGUGUGUCAUCAUUUAGUUUUCACUUCUGCGUGGCAAGCUUGUCCAACGAGUUUAGUUUUUUGUGUCCCUGUGAUAAGUUUAGUUUUUUCGCAUCUGUGUGACGGCCUUGGUUUUCGCGUCUCUGUUACAAGUUUAAUCUUCGAGUUUCCAUUACACGUUUAGUUUUUCCUUCUGUGUGACAAGUUUGGUCUUUGCGUCUGUGUGAAAAGAUUUUUCACCUGCGCGUGGAGUUUUCACUAUUUUCUCUUUUUUUCUUUAUCCCUUCCUAGGGUUAUGAGGACCUUCGCCAAACAGUAGAAUCUUUGCAAUCGACCCUUAAUGUUUCCUAAGUAAAUCAGUCCUUUGAAUAAGUUAGACUCCUUGCCUCUCGUCCUGACGCACUUUUCGAUCCUUUCGCCCUCCUUGCGGCCUUGGAACAACUGUCAGACCACGCUAGGGAGGCGAACCAACCUCAAUGCAAGAAGUUUGAUGCUAUUUUUAAACAGUGUCGCCCCCUUGCAAACUCCAACUCACUGGACGUUUCAGGCCGCAGUACUACCGGCCGGGAACCUUUCCUCGAUGCUGUUUUAAUUGCAGAAAAGUUGGUCUUCUUGCUAGGAAUUGCCUAUUAGUCUGCAAGGCUGUUAAAAAGUGACGUUUCUUUGCUAUAUAUUGGAGUUUCAGUGCCUUUGAUCGUUUGCAUUGUUAGUUAUCUCUGUGUUCUUCUGUAAUGAAGUUCACGCCACAUUAAAGUUUGCUUUGUCAAUUACUUUCUGUUUGUUUCGCUUGUCUUUUUCUAUCUAAGCUUACCGCUGGUAUGCCUUCCAAGGGGUCUUCUUAUACUCUUAAUUGCUCUGUCCCUGGACAGGGUAUUUCGGGGCUGCUUUGCGGUUGGCUUUUUCCUUUUUCUAUAUCAUGUUUCAUUGGCGCUUAUUACGUUGUCCUUUUUGUUUUAGGUGCCCCCGUGCAAGAAACCUCGUUAUGAUUUUUCGCCCAGACGAAGGCUCUUCAAAUUUUGUUCAGUGGCGCAAUUGAAAAGGGAAAAAACAACGCUUCCCAGUACGCGUGGGGUGGCAUAGUUUACAAUCCCUCCGAACCACCUUUGGAGACUCAAGAUAUUUGGAGAGACGAUGUCAGAGACAAACCUAUUACGGUAAAGGAAGCCCUCGCACUUGACAACAUUUUUAAAGCUGGAAAGUUGGUUCUUUCAAAUUGUUGCGUGGACGCUCAUGUGGACUGCCUAGCGCCUAUCCAAGCCUGGGAAAGACAGGGGGGCAAGAGUAAACAGCUGAACGAUGCCCUCAAGGAAUUGUUCCAAACUCUUCUCGCCCAGAAUAUUUCCACCUGUUUGCAGUUCGUGCCCCCUCCUCUCAACCAGGCGAAUGCUCUCUCUCGCGCUUUGUCUGAUAAGGAUUGCACGCUUGUCCCCGAACCGUGGAAGGAGUUAGAAAACCUCUUUGGCCCACACACCUUCGACUUGAUGGCACUUGACUCCAAUGCUCAAAUUGGGUGUUCUGGUUCACAGCUUCCUUCACCAUUCUAAUUUUCUUUUAUUAUUAUUAUUAUGUAAAAGUAGUUUAAGCAACUUUGUACCAAUUGAUAUUGUACAACUAAUGUAUUAUUGAUACUGUACAACUAUCGUAUUAUUGUACAACAAAUGUAUUACAGGAUGGAGUAAAAAAAAAAAAUACAAAUACAAAUACUGCUUCCUCACUUUACGCCUUUUCCAACACUAGGCUCUUGCAGGGUUAAUGUUUUUGCUCAAGAUGUGGCCAGCCAAGAAAACACAUAUGUUUUUCCGCCAUUCAUCUUAGUUGGUCCUCUUCGUUUUCUUGACAAGGCCUUGUUCUCGUUCACCAUUGUGGUUCCAAAACUGUCUCCUCUACCAUAUUGGAGGCCUCUUAUUCAAACAAGGGCAUCUCAUUUUGUCGUCCUGGGCCGUAAAGCUGAUCACGAUAUCGUGUUAUUUCCAUCUCCGCACCACAUUUUUUCCACACGUCCUUUACCUUGGGAUUUGUAUGCUUUUAGGAUUACCAACUCGCUUCCGUCUGUCCUUUCUUUAGAUUCAGCAACCUAGAAUCUGCAAGCCAGCAGCUCCUUGCCUUGAUUGUGGCUACCUUAAUGAUGCCGAUUUCAACUUUUGCCAGGAGUGCGGUGUCCGCCAGUUUUGUUCAGUUUCCCAACAUCCUUCUAAGUGGUUAAAGAUCGACAUUCAAGCAAUCAAUGAUCGUUUGGUACAUCUGGCUGAAGCAAAGUCCAACAAGAGUUAUGAACGUCAGAAGUCUUCUCUUCACAAGGAACUUGUAAAUUUUCUUUCUUCUCUCCCGGUUCCAAAGGCUCUUCCUUCCGCUUCUCCAUCCGACAUUAAGAGGUUUCUGGUGUGGAAGGAUAACUCAGGGAAGACCGUUGUUCACCUUUUGGAUUGUGUAGGCCUUGGCCAACGCCAGCGCGUCUCCUGUUCAUGUCCAACCAGGUUGGCUGCUGGAACUGUGGACAGCCUAAUUGGGAAACUCAGGUCCAUAUUUGUUGAGGAGGGUUUGGGAGGGGAAUGGGACGACCGAUUAGGUAUUGGAAAUCCCAUUUCUCAUCCCUCUGUUAAAGCUUAUUUGAAGUGUGUAUGA